Messenger RNA from Choloepus didactylus (southern two-toed sloth), 894 nucleotides. RefSeq names its product trafficking protein particle complex subunit 13-like. NCBI's taxonomy places the organism in Eukaryota, Metazoa, Chordata, Mammalia, Pilosa, Megalonychidae. Gene Ontology annotation, cellular component: TRAPPIII protein complex. The record is from RefSeq and is a predicted model, not a curated record.
AUGGCCAGAGUCUCCAAGGUUAUAGCGGCAGAACUUGAAUCCAAUUGUCAUAGUGAUGAUUUCAUACACAACAAAAUAAAGGGCAUUAGAAGAGAUGUCCCUCUGUGUGUAGUAUCUAUCAAUUCGGGUAGAAAAAGGAUGUUUUUUAGGAAACUAAACUUAUUUUCUUUCAUCCCACUGUUGGAUGUUAAAACCAAGUUUUACAAUUUGGAGAUGGAUGAUUUAUAUCUCGAAGUCCAGAUUCAGAAUAUUUCAUCAUCAACUGUGUUUAUACAAAAGGUUUCCCUAGAUUCAUCUUUAAUGUACAUUGUAACAGAAUUAAAUACUCUCAACCAAGCUGGAGAAGAUGAGUGCACCUUUGGAACCAGGACAGUUUUGCAAUCAAUGGAAGGACGCCAGUACUUAUACCACCUUCAGCUCAAACAGGAAUUUGCAGAGAAAGCUGGCAUCAUUAGAGGACUAACAGAAAUGGGAAAGUUGGAUAUAGUGUGGAAAAGAAAUCUAGGUGAAAUGGCAAUGGUACAGACAAUCCAACUUGAAAGAGAAGCUCCAGGUUAUGGAAACAUGAGGCUUUCUUUGGAGACAAUUCCAGAUACUGUAAUUCUAGAAAAGCCUUUUCAUAUUACCUGUAAGAUAACAAACUACAGCAAUAGGAAAAUGAAAUUGGCUUUGAAAAUGUGUGACAGAGAUUCUGUUCGUUGGUGUGGAAGUUCAGGAAAGUAUCUUGGAAAACUGCCUCCAAAUUCAUCUCUCUGUUUCACCCUGACACUCUUAACCUUAAAACUGGGCCUUCAAAGCAUCUCUGGCAUAAGGAUAACAGACAAAUUAUUGAAGAGAACAUAUGAAUAUAAUGAUAUUGCAAAAGUCUGUGUAAUACCUUCCAUUUUAAAAUGA